CGGCGCGGCGCGCAAGGGGCCACAGUGUGGAGUUUGUUCCAGCCGGAGACACUGAAAGAAAAGUUAGCAGCGGAUUUUCUUCCCACCCUCCGUUACGUUUCCCGUCACCGGUGUCUAACUUGCAGCAGCAUCCCACCGGAGCAGCGUCUUCAUCACCUUCAUCAUCAUGGCAAACAAAGCACAGCAGCCUCCUCACCUGCACCUGGCCGAGGUCACCGCGUCCCAGUUCCUCGAUAUUUGGAAACAUUUUGAUGUAGACGGAAAUGGAUACAUUGAGGGAAAGGAGCUGGAGAGCUUCUUCAGGGAGCUGGAGACGGCUCGGAGAGGAGCGGGAGUGGACCCAACAAACCCCAUAUUUAGAGAAAGGAUGAAGGAGUUCAUGCAGAAGUUUGACAAGAACAAAGAUGGACGCAUCGAGAUGUCAGAGCUGGCCCAGAUUCUUCCCACUGAAGAGAACUUCUUGCUCUGCUUCAGACAGUUUGUCAGCUCCAGUGCUGAGUUCAUGGCGGCAUGGAGGCGAUAUGAUACAGAUCGCAGCGGCUACAUUGAAGCAAAUGAACUGAAGGGCUUUCUGUCAGACCUGCUGGAAAAGGCAAACAGACACUAUGACGAUCAGAAGCUGCAGGAGUACACACAGACCAUACUCAGGAUGUUUGAUUUGAACGGCGAUGGAAAGCUGGGACUCUCAGAGAUGGCAAGGCUUCUCCCGGUCCAGGAAAAUUUCCUCCUUAAAUUCCAGGGUGUGAAGCUGACCUCCGAGCAGUUCAAUUCCAUCUUCAAUUACUAUGAUAAGGAUGGGAAUGGCUACAUUGAUGAGCAAGAGUUGGAGGCUCUCCUACGAGACCUUUACCAGACCAAGAAGGAUGUGGACGUGAAUAAUCUGAUGGGCUACAAGGAGAGCAUCAUGAGCCUGUCCGAUGGCGGGAAGCUCUACCGCGGAGAGCUGGAGAUCGUCCUCUGCAGAGAGCCAAUAGUGUGACUUCUUCCUCCUCUUCUUUUGCAUUUGUUUUUUCUCUGCCUGCCUUGUCCUUUUCUCUCCCGAGACCUCACCCAUUUCCAGCUGAGUGGCAACAUAUGGUGCAUGUGCCAGACACCUCCCUUCCCCCGGUCAUCCUCCCACCCAAAUGUUCCCAUCUGAAAAAGACGAAAUAAUAAGUGCACAGUCAGCACAAGAUAGCUCUCCUUCUUUAAAGUCAUGAUUUGUGAAUAAUGACCUCUCAGUGCUAAUCAUCCACCUGUUUACUGUCAGCUUGUCCUAAUUUACCACCUCUGACCUCAUCCCUGUCCAUGCUGCGCCUGAGAUGCAAAUAUCUGACUCCACAGAAUUAAACCCGAAUCCUUGACCCAACUUGGUUACCCGAUUCAUUUUCUCGCUUUGCAUUGUACAAGCAAACGUGCAAGACAGAUGUGGUUGAUUGAUUGCAUUGAAAAUCUCUAAAGAAAUUCUGAAUAUUUUCCUUUUCCUGAAACCAUUAAAAGACGUGUGUAACAUU
Fundulus heteroclitus (mummichog) is the source of this 1493-nucleotide messenger RNA. RefSeq names its product calbindin 2a (gene calb2a). Gene Ontology annotation, molecular function: calcium ion binding. Gene Ontology annotation, biological process: regulation of long-term synaptic potentiation; regulation of presynaptic cytosolic calcium ion concentration. Lineage: Eukaryota; Metazoa; Chordata; Actinopteri; Cyprinodontiformes; Fundulidae. The coding region runs from base 167 to 979 and encodes 270 amino acids. Gene Ontology annotation, cellular component: synapse; terminal bouton; cytosol. The transcript is spliced from 11 exons. The record is from RefSeq and is a predicted model, not a curated record.